AUGUCUCGAAGAGGAAGCGACGUCUGGAACCAUUUUGUUGCCGAGAAUCAAACAUCAGCGAAAUGCAAACACUGCGACGCGACAAUUCGCCGACAUGGCAAUACAACAAAUCUUCGAGAACACCUUAUGAGACGCCAUUCAAAUGUUUACCAACCAACCGCAUCAACUAGCGCUGGCUGUUCAUCGGUAACAAGCUUCUUUCAAAAGAAGAUUGACCUAUCAGGAGGCAAAGCAAAAGAGAUCACUGCGCAUAUUGCCAACGUCUGUGUUAAAGAUUUGCGUCCAUUUAGCAUCGUAAAAGAUACUGGGUUCCGUAAUCUCAUUGCGCAUGCAUGGCCAACCUACCAAAUCCCUAAUCAAGAAACGAUCCGUCAACUGGUCAUGCUUCGACACACUGCAGGCAUACAAGCUCUGAAGAGCGAGCUAGAAAAAUUGAAAUCUGACAUCUCCAUCACUACUGACGGCUGGACCAGUAUGGCGCAGGAUAGUUAUUGCACAAUUACCGGUAAGUCACAAAUUUCAGUUAUCAAUUUCUGUUUUGUAGCUUUCAAUCUAUACCUGUUUUGCUCUGUGAAUUAAUUUAUCUAUUUUUUCUUGUGUAGUGCACUUCCUUCGUGAAUGGGAAAUGACGUGCAAAGUCCUUGCGACAAGAGCAAGCCUUGAUCGUCAUACCGCGGUGAAUUUAGCUGCUGAGGUGAACAACACGAUGAAAGAAUUUGGCCUCGAACAUCGUGUGUUUGCCUGCAUUCACAACAAUGCUGCAAAUGUUAAUCUUGCCGGCCAGAUGAUCAAUGGCACAAAAGACAGACCGAUAGCCUUCAAUAUCGGCUGUGCGGCACAUAGUCUGAAUUUGUCGAUUGGAGAUGCGAUGAAAAAGGGGGUUGACCAGCCUUUCGAAAACAUGGUUGCUGCUGCCAGGAGGCUAGUGGGGCAUUUUAAAAUGUCCAGUCUGGCAACAAAUGGUCUUCGCACUAAAGUGAAAGAGAUGCUGUCGUCUGAACAUCAUGGCAAAGGAUUGAUUCAGGAUGUGUCUACCAGAUGGAACUCCACAUUUUACAUGUUGGGGCGUCUGUCGCUGUUGCGUUGGCCAGUCGUUGCGGUGUUGUCUGAUCAAUCUCUGACCAAACCACAAGAAGCAAGGGUCCUAGAUAUGCCAGCCAAAUCUUGGAAACUUGCCGAGGAAAUAAUUCCAGUUCUUAGGAAGGUGGAGCUGGCUACUGUUCUUUUUAGCUCGCAGUCUAAAACAACAUCUGGAGUUGUCCUGCCUGCUAUUACCGGUUUGGUUGAACAAUUGAAAGCCAUGACCUUUGAGUGUGCGGUAACUGAUGGCCGACGGCGAGCAACCACUCCACCAGGGCAGAAUUUUAGGGAUACCCUCGUCCAGUCGUUGACUGAAAGAUUCUUUCUCGACCAAUUGGAUGUCACCUACGAGGAAACAAACACUUGCGAACUGGUUCCAUUUUAUCUGUUGGCUUCAUUCAUGGAUCCCAGAUUCCGUAACCUGUCAUUUCUGAGCGAACACGAGAGGCAUGCAUUAGCGAAGUUUGCGUCAAAGACUGUGAAAGCCAUGCCAUCAUUGCCUACAAGCAGCGGCGCUGCUAGCAGUACAUCCGAACCAGAGGUUUUUCCACCGCCAAAGAAAUCCAAGUCAGAGGUAGCCAUGGAAGAGUUGCUUGGUAAAGGAAAAUCGAGGAAUCCACACGCGAAGAAGAAUCUCAAGCGGAAAAGAAUCGAAAGAUUGAUAAAGAGGUACAGCAACUGA
Messenger RNA from Paramuricea clavata, 1762 nucleotides. The record is from the annotation of a GenBank genome assembly. Lineage: Eukaryota; Metazoa; Cnidaria; Anthozoa; Malacalcyonacea; Plexauridae.